AUGGCACAAAAAAGGAGUCGAGCGACCAAGCUGCCGAGGUUUGCUCUGCCAAAUGUCAUCAGCAGCCGUGGAGGAGUAGAAUGGAUGGAUGGUAUCUCAACACUCGACUUUGACUAUUUCCCGCCAUUCCAACAAGUCAUAGAAGAGCACUUGCUUUCCUCUUCAAACCUCCCGCCAUACUACCGGAUGCUCUGCGAUGCUCAGGCCAUGGCAUUAUCCAGAUGGGGCGCCAAAGGAAAUAUGGCAAAAGAGCUCCUGGGGCUAUACUGGCCAGCAGAUUUCAACACAGAUGGAAAGCUCAAGAGAUGUCGCAUCUCGUGGAAUAUCGGGACGCAGGUUCGUCCGGCACAACCUCAUUAUCUCACACACCAGAGCUGUGGAAGGCCAAUGAAGUCUAUGCUCGUCCAGACCGUAAGUGAAGAAGCAGAUGAUGGUGAUGAUGAAUGCGAGGAAGUGGAAAAGAGCCCCGCCAAAGCUGAGCGGCCGUGCAAAGUGGUUCUGAUCCACGAUACAAAGGAGAGCGAACGCGUGGUUGAGCUUGAAUAUGAAGUCGACAGGCUAAAGGCCAGCUUGAAACGGUCCCAAUCGCAGCUGGAGGGUUUGCGGUCUCAGAUGAGCCAAGUUGAAACUGCAAUGUCGGUGAGAUCAGAGUUGGUCACAAAUGCAAUCGUCAACUAUCAUUUCUCUCGAGCGAACCUAGAGCUGUUGGCGCCCGCAAUCUCGUCCUUGGUGGAUGAGUCUGUCUCUGCCGAUGAUCUCUCUGAACUUGCCGGCGGUGCUGCUACACUCGACCAUCGUGUCAAGGUCAUCCAAGAGGUAGCUCGCCGACUGCAGAUUCCAAUUACUAUUCCAUCGGAAAUUAUCGGCGAGCAGGAGGACUCUGACCUGCCGGUUGAUCCCAGCUUGACCUAG
Messenger RNA from Microsporum canis CBS 113480, 912 nucleotides. RefSeq lists its product as hypothetical. The record is from RefSeq and is a predicted model, not a curated record. NCBI's taxonomy places the organism in Eukaryota, Fungi, Ascomycota, Eurotiomycetes, Onygenales, Arthrodermataceae. The transcript has a single exon. The coding region runs from base 1 to 912 and encodes 303 amino acids.